AUGGACGGUGGGGAGAUGAAAGAAUACAAACUCGGAUUAGUCCAGGAAAAAAAAAAUUUAUUGACAUUUCAAUUUAAGAUCAAAUCAAUCAAUAAAGAGAAAGAGAAAGAGAAAGAUAAAGAGAAAGAGAAAGAUAGAGAGAAAGAUAAAGAGAAAGAUAAAGAGAAAGAGAAAGAUAAAGAGAAAGAGAAAGAUAGAGAGAGAGAUAAAGAGAAAGAUAAAGAGAAAGAUAAAGAGAAAGAUAAAGAGAAAGAUAAAGAUAAAGAGAAAGAUAAAGAUAAAGAGAAAGAUAGAGAGAGAGAUAAAGAAAAAGAUAAAGAGAAAGAUAAAAAGAAAGAUAAAGAGAAAGAUAAAGAGAAAGAUAAAGAGAAAGAUAAAGAGAAAGAUAAAGAGAAAGAUAAAGAUAAAGAGAAAGAUAAAGAGAAAGAUAAAGAGAAAGAGAAAGAUAAAGAGAAAGAUAAAGAGAAAGAUAGAGAGAAAGAUAAAGAGAAAGAUAAAGAGAAAGAUAAAGAGGAAGAUAGAGAGAGAGAUAAAGAGAAAGAUAAAGAGAAAGAUAGAGAGAAAGAUAAAGAGAAAGAUAAAGAGAAAGAUAGAGAGAGAGAUAAAGAGAAAGAUAGAGAGAAAGAUAAAAAGAAAGAGAGAGUGUGA
Molecule: messenger RNA, 648 nt
Organism: Helobdella robusta
Lineage: Eukaryota; Metazoa; Annelida; Clitellata; Rhynchobdellida; Glossiphoniidae
Exons: 2
Coding region: 1-648 (215 amino acids)
Source: RefSeq, a predicted model, not a curated record